This is a messenger RNA of Chaetura pelagica (chimney swift), 1262 nucleotides long. It is a transcript of the gene ZMAT4, whose product is annotated as zinc finger, matrin-type 4. The transcript is spliced from 6 exons. Lineage: Eukaryota; Metazoa; Chordata; Aves; Apodiformes; Apodidae. Gene Ontology annotation, cellular component: nucleus. The record is from RefSeq and is a predicted model, not a curated record. Gene Ontology annotation, molecular function: nucleic acid binding; zinc ion binding. The coding region runs from base 1 to 690 and encodes 229 amino acids.
AUGAAAUCAUCAGACAUUGACCAGGAGUUAUUCACGGAGAGUUACUGCAAAGUGUGCAGCGCUCAGCUGAUAUCGGAGUCCCAGCGCGUGGCCCAUUACGAGAGUCGGAAACAUGCCAGCAAAGUUCGCCUCUAUUACAUGCUUCACCCCCUAGAUGGAGGCUGCCCAGCUAAAAAGCUUCGGUCAGAAAACGGCAGCGACGGUGACUCGGUGGAUAAGAACAAAUGCUGCACACUCUGUAACAUGUCCUUCACCUCGGCGGUGGUGGCCGAAUCGCAUUACCAAGGGAAAAUCCACGCCAAAAGGUUAAAACUGUUGCUAGGGGAACAACCAUCGUUAAAGGCCACAGAAGCCACCCUGAGCUCCCUGAAGCAGCCGCACACGGACAGUCCCCCGGCGGUGCCGUCCCCGCCGCAGCGGCGAGACUCGGACCGGUACUGCCAGCUCUGCGCUGCCUGGUUCAACAACCCCCUGAUGGCGCAGCAGCACUACGACGGCAAGAAGCACAAGAAGAACGCGGCCAGGGCCGACCUCCUGGAGCAGCUGGGGAAGACCCUGGACCUGGGAGAGCUGAGAGGCCUGAAGCGCAGCUACACGUGCAACAUCUGCAACGUCACCCUGAACUCCAUAGAGCAGUACCACGCACACCUGAAGGGCUCCAAACACCAGACCAACCUGAAGAACCAGUAGUUGCUCGUCAGCCAAGAAGGCAAAGCACCGAGGCUGCUUCUGCAGAGAGGAGCUGGCCAGCCAGGAGAGGAUGCUUUCUUGGACUGCAAUCCCCUGUGGAUUUGAUAAUUAACAUGUAACUAACCUGCGCUUUGGACAAAUACAUGGAUUAUUUUAUUUAAUUUUAUUUUUUAAUUUUGUGGUGAGUUAAAAUAUUUCAAUGGAUUUUUUUACCCUUUCAGGAUAAUAUUUAUUCAGCACAGAGUCUAGAGUAUGAUAACUAUCCUGUAAAUACAGCACUUAAUCAUCACUCAUCUUCAGAGACAGUGGAAACAAAAUAUUUUACUUUUUCAUAUUUAUUCUUAGAUUUCUCCCCAGAGUAUAAAAUUAUUCUAUUACGUUAUCCAUGACAGUGAUGUAACCAGUCUUCAACCAGAAAUAAACAUACUUUCUUCACCUUCUCCAGCAUGGUUUGUGUCAGCACAUAAAGAGCAGCAAAAAAUGAAUCACAGGGAUUGUGUAAUGGAUGAAUAUUUUCCUUUUCCUCUUUGUCUUCAGAGAAACAGAAGUUCACUGAGCAAAGAAAACUAAAA